AUGGGUCAAAUGCAGAAAUUGAACUGGAAGCUGAAUAUCAUGAGUGUGGCAAUCAUUUCCAAGAACAUAUUUGGAAGAUUGCUAGUUACUGCAAUCAUAAUGCAGCUCUCAAGUGGCCAAUACUUUAAGCAAGCAAAGUCACCAGUUCUUCCAGACAACCCAUUUAUUGUUGUUUGGAAUGCACCAACUGAAUCGUGCAAGCUUCGAUAUGAUGUAGAUCUGGACCUCAGUGUUUUUGAUAUAUCUUCGAACGCUAAUGAUACGCUCAGUGGGUCUGUCAUCACCAUAUUUUACCACAAUUAUCUGGGCAAAUACCCUUAUUACAAACAAGAAAAUGUUCCAGUGAAUGGAGGGAUCCCCCAGAAUAGUGACCUUCAAGAACACUUGAACAAAACCAAGUCGGACAUUGAGAAAUCUAUUCCGUUUAAUGACUUCAGUGGUCUUGGGGUGAUUGAUUGGGAAGAAUGGAGACCUUUAUGGAUCCGAAACUGGGGAAACAAAAAUGUCUAUCGGCAAAAAUCCAUGGAACUUGUGAAAAAGCUUCAUCCCAGCUGGACGGACAAUGAAGUCAAAUUAGAAGCUCAGAAAGAAUAUGAAACAGCUGCAUUAGACAUAAUGAAUGACACACUGGAAUUGGUAGAGAAACUGAGACCUCAUGGACUCUGGGGGUUUUACCUCUUCCCAGAUUGCUAUAACCAUCACUAUAAGGACAAGACAAAGAAGUAUGAUGGGAAAUGCCCUCCAAUUGAAUACAAACGCAAUGAUAAAUUACUCUGGUUAUGGAAAGAAAGUGGAGCUCUCUACCCUUCUAUUUAUCUUGGACUUGAUUUGAAAUCAAGCCCAAAAGCACAGUUAUUUGUCCAUUACAGAUUGAAAGAAGCAAUCAGGUUAGCCUCCAUAGCCCAUAAAGACUAUGCUCUCCCAGUCUUUGCAUAUGGACGACCAUAUUAUACUUACGAAUUUAUACCUCUCACUGAGAUUGACCUGGUCCAUACAAUUGGUGAAAGUGCUGCAAUGGGGACCUCUGGGGUUAUUCUUUGGGGAGGCAUUGAUUAUGCAAGAUCAAAGAAUCACUGUCUAGCAGUGAAGGAGUACAUUAAUGGCCUUUUGGGGCACUAUAUUGUUAAUGUGACAUCUGCCACAAAGUUGUGCAGCAAACAUCUAUGCAAGACACAUGGAAGGUGCGUGAGAAAGAACAUAGACUCCAAAACCUAUCUACACCUGGACCCCCGGAGCUUCAGCAUCAGAGCCAAUUCAAAAGGAGUCCAUCCACCAUUUUCUGUGAAAGGAAAGAUGAAUCGAAGAGUCCUCAAGAACAUGAAUGAAAUGUUCAUGUGCCAAUGUUAUGAAGGUUGGGUUGGCAUCGCCUGUGAAAUACCAGUUGUUGACAUUUCUCCAGUGAAAAAGAAUGUCCCAGAGGCAAAGGCUGAAAGAGGUUCGGCUGCACAGUUACCAUUUUCAUUUGCCUGUGCUGUUGUUCUCCAACUGGUCAUUAAACUCAUUAAUUUCCAAAGCUAG
Hypanus sabinus (Atlantic stingray) is the source of this 1518-nucleotide messenger RNA. It is a transcript of the gene hyal6, whose product is annotated as hyaluronoglucosaminidase 6. Gene Ontology annotation, molecular function: hyalurononglucosaminidase activity. Bases 1 to 1518 code for a protein of 505 amino acids. Gene Ontology annotation, biological process: carbohydrate metabolic process; hyaluronan catabolic process. The record is from RefSeq and is a predicted model, not a curated record. NCBI's taxonomy places the organism in Eukaryota, Metazoa, Chordata, Chondrichthyes, Myliobatiformes, Dasyatidae. The transcript has 4 exons.